Messenger RNA from Psilocybe cubensis, 1251 nucleotides. RefSeq lists its product as uncharacterized. The record is from RefSeq and is a predicted model, not a curated record. Lineage: Eukaryota; Fungi; Basidiomycota; Agaricomycetes; Agaricales; Agrocybaceae. The coding region runs from base 1 to 1251 and encodes 416 amino acids. The transcript is spliced from 7 exons.
AUGUCCUAUAACACCUUUGUUUUUUCCAAGAUCAUGCUUGCUCAGAACGGUGCUGAUGAGACUGAGGCCGUAAACCAUUACCCUCUGAGCGGAGUAGAUGGUACUACAGCAGAUAUCCGACAACCAUUAAUCCCCGAUAUGUUUGAAUAUUGGGGGAUUACUCCAAGAAAUAACAUUUCAAACGUUGUAGAUAAACGUUUGCAGGACGGGAACGCAGUGUCCCCAACACUGGAGGUUACACAUGGUCCAUUCCACCAGGAAUCAGCGGCACAAGAGACUGGAUUUUCCGUCUCUGACCUAUCAUUGGAUUGGACAAAGCUUGGGGAGAUCGAUCUUUUGUUGAUGUAUGAGUAUUUGAACAACCCCGCAGCGAUGACAUGGGAUAUCCCUCCUUAUGACCUGCCGACUUCCAUGCAGAUGGGCAACAUUCAGGUUGAGCUCGCUGAAACGUUUGCGAGCUCCUCUGUAGCCUGUCAGGAGUCUUCUAACGACUCCAACAUCGGGCGCACGAUGAGUCAAGCCCCGAUCAAUUAUUUGGAAAGGGUAUACGGGGCCGAAAUGGGUGCAAUGUCUGCGCCAAUAUUCCCCUCCCAGCAGCACAUAUCUGUUGGCCCCUCAACGCGGCAAUCCAAUCUGCCUCAUCAGAGGGGCACCCCAUACAGGGCCAUCCGGAGCCUACCUAACCCGGUACCAUACCAUAGGCCAGAUGAUGGUCUGGGGUACUUGGGAGGCGCACACAAUAUUCAAGACACCUCAACCUUGCCGAGUCCACCUUUUGGAGAGACAAGACAUCAAAAUAAUACGUUGGAGCACAAAGAGCACAACGGGCCACAUGGCUCCGGGUUCGCGCCCGUCGAGCCAACAUUCACCAGGAAUACUGGAUCAUCAGGCAAUGCUCGAAGAUCCGAGCCCCAAACGGAGCAAGGAAGUAGAAGCUUAAUAAAGAAAAGAGGGCCCCGCUCGUACAACAGGGGCGCUAAGAGAGGAGGGAAACGGGCGGAACGCAUAGUGCGUAUAGACAAGCAUGGAAAUGUGGUGUAUAGAGGAAUGAGGCCUGAUCUGUGGACGGAAAACUUAUCAGCACGCAGCAUCUGUAAUUUGUCGGGAAUGGUGAAAAGCGGUUGGGAAGCGGGGGACUACUGUUGGAAGGAAUCGUCAGAUAUCUUGUAUCUGUUUGGUCACGGCAUGAUCGGCAAGCUUCACGGCCUCUAUUACUCCGAAGCACUGCUUGAAAACAGCUACCUUGAAUAA